GCCCUCGUCGCCUUCGCCGCCGCAGAAGUGCCCCAAGAACACUCACACGAGAAAUACCUCCGCGCCGUCAACGCCCUCCUCAAACAAGACAAUCCCAACAACAUCCAAGACGCCGUCUUCGGCCUCCUCGGCAACGCCGCCGCCGCCGCGGGCGCGGGCGACGUGACCAACCUCGACUGCCUGCACCAGACGACGGCCGACUCGGCCUUCACGACGGCCAAGGCGGCGGGCGACGUCGACGGCAUGGCGAGCGCGCUCGUCUUCCGCGCCGUGGAGCGCAACACGGGCAAAGUCGGGCUCAAGAGCGUGCUGUGCGACGAGACGGCUGCGAACCCCGAGAUUGCGGCGCUGAGCCAGCACCAGGAUCCGGCUUCGGAUGGAGCGGCUGAGACGAAUAAGGCUAUUACACUUGAGCUUGCUAAGCAGCUUUCUGCUAUUGGGGCUGAUCCGCAGCUUGCGCUUGAUGCUGGUACUUUUGAGCCUGGUGAUGUCAACGACAACACCGGAGCCGGUAACACCUGCGACGAUGCCAAUGAUACGGAGGGAUGCAUCUUUAGCCAGAACCUCAUCGUCAAGGAUGCCACCCCAGAGGAGAUUGAUGCCGCUGCUGCUGGAGGAGGUGCUGGCGGAGCCGCUGCCGGCAACGCCACGUCCGCCGCAGCCAACUCUACCGGCAAAGCAAGCCGCUCGCGCAGCAGAAGCUUCCUGAGCCGUGCCAUCCUCUCCCAGCGCGAUAUUGAGGGCAUCAGCGCCUCUGCCUCCGAGAAAACCCGUCGCCAGUCGAAGAACAAGAACAACAACAGCAACAACCCCAACGCCAGCAACAACAGCACCACCGACGCAGCCACAGGCACGACAGACGUCCAAACCUUCACCGGCACCCUCGGCGGCCCCGCUCCGCCCGUGACCUCGGACCCCUCCGCAGACAAGCCCUUCUCCGUCAACGGCGCAACCUUCCUCAACGCCGGCGCGGCCCUGCAGCGCUCCUGCGCAGUCCAGCACAACGCUUGCGCCAACGCCGCGAACUCUGGCUCCGGGGACAUUUCCGUCUCAGACUGCGACGCGCAGGAAGACGACUGCCUCGCGGCCUCGUCGCAGACCAAGCUCCGUCGCGCGUCGGGCCUGAACGCGCGCGGUGCGAGGAGGAUGAGGAUCGCGACGACGGCGUUGUUGAAGGGACGACAGGCGUUUGAGUUUGGCGAGUGCCAAGACCCGAGUAUUGAGUUUGCUGAGGGACUUGAUGGGCGCAAGGAGGCUUCGUUUGCUCCCGCUGGCGACUUUGAGCAUGGCAGUGCGUUGAAUAUUGGUGUGAUUUCGGGGUUCAUUUGUGGGCAGUUGGAGAGCCGGUGUCAGGCGGAUGAGGCUGCUGUUGCGGCUUGUCAGCAGGGUGAGGCGGCUUCUAAGGGGUUGAAGGGGCAGGCUGCUGCUGAUGCGUUCAACUCUGCUUUGGGGCUUUGA
This is a messenger RNA of Colletotrichum acutatum, 1458 nucleotides long. RefSeq lists its product as uncharacterized. NCBI's taxonomy places the organism in Eukaryota, Fungi, Ascomycota, Sordariomycetes, Glomerellales, Glomerellaceae. The transcript is spliced from 2 exons. The record is from RefSeq and is a predicted model, not a curated record. The annotation marks the transcript as partial.